Molecule: messenger RNA, 2277 nt
Organism: Ipomoea triloba (trilobed morning glory)
Lineage: Eukaryota; Viridiplantae; Streptophyta; Magnoliopsida; Solanales; Convolvulaceae
Exons: 1
Coding region: 1-2277 (758 amino acids)
Source: RefSeq, a predicted model, not a curated record
AUGGCAAACGAGCAAGGCAACAUCAAUGUCAAUCCUAAUGGAAACGGUGAAGGAAAUGGAAACGGUGAGGGAAACGGUGUAAAUCAACCCCCACCGGCAAGGAGAGCUAUGUCCGAUUAUAUUGCACCCGACUUGGAUGAACACAAUAGCAUCAAUAUUCCGGGUGUUGAGGCCAACAACUUUGAGAUCAAACCGGCAAUCAUACAAAUGGUGACAUCCGAUCAAUUUGGAGGGUCGCCAAUGGAAGAUCCAAAUGCUCAUAUAACCAAGUUUCUCCGGAUUUGCAGCACAUUUAAGAUGAAUGGAGUUCCGAAUGAAGCAAUCAAACUCCGACUUUUUCCUUUUUCACUAAGGGAUAAAGCCGACAGUUGGCUCAUUUCUUUCCCCGCCAAUCAUUUUGCUAGUUGGGAUCAACUUCAUAGGGAGUUCUUGAAAAGAUUCUACCCACUUUCAAAGACUCAAAGGAUGAGGAGAGCCAUUCAAAACUUCAAGCAAAUUUCAAAUGAAUCUCUAGCCGAAUCUUGGGAGAGGUUUAAGGAACUACAAAGGCAAUGCCCUCAUCAUGGUAUUCAAGGAUGGGAUCUAAUGAUGGCUUUCUAUGAAGGGUUGCUUGAUAAUUCAAAGAUCUUGGUGGAUGCUUCAUCGGGAGGAUCAUUCACGGUUUUGGAACCUACUCAAGCCGAGGAACUACUUGAGAAGAUUGCAACAAAUGGAACAACUUGGUAUUCGGAGAGAUCUUCCCAAAGGCUUGUGGGAGGAUUUCAUGAUGUUGAUCAAAUAUCCGCCUUGUCGGCUAAGGUGGAUAAUAUGGCAUCCAUGGUUCAAAAGAUAGCUCAAAUCACCCUCAACAAUCAUAAUGCGAGCUAUGAUUCUUCUACUUCUAUUCCUCCAAGGCAAAUCAUGAUGUGUGACUUAUGUGGGGGAGAGCACAAUUUGGGAGAGUGCUUAAAUGAUGAUAUGGGUUCUCAAUCUACUUUGGAGCAUGUUGAUUUGGUAGGAUAUGGUAGGCAACAACAAUCAUACCAACCGCAAGGAGCCUACAAUCCUAAUGCAUCAAGGAAUCACCCCGGUUUUUCUUGGAGUAAUCCGAUGGGGGCUGCAAAUCCCCAAAGUUUUGGCAAUAAAGGACCACCACCGGGAUUCCAAGGGCAACAAAAUUAUAGAGGUGGUCAACAACAACAAUCUAGGCAAAAUUUAGGAUUUCAAAAUCCUAAUGCGCAACCGAGGCAACCAUUAGAGAACCCGCCUCCACCAAAUUGGGAAGCCAUGCUAGAUAUGAUGGUUAAAUCUCAAAUGAAAAGCGAAGAGAGGUUUAGGCAAGUUUCGGAGAAGUUGGACCAAUUGAGUGCUCAUCAUAAAAUGCUAGAAAAUCAAAUUGCCAAUCAAGCCUCAACCUCUAGCACUAAAGUAACCGGGAAGUUGCCCGCUUGUCCCGAAAAUCCUAGAGAGCACAUGAAUGCCAUUAUCACUAGAAGUGGAAAGCAACUUGAAGGUCCACAAUUGCCUACCAAUGAUCAAAUUUUGGAGCCGGAAGUUGAAAAUGGAAAGUUAAAGGAGGAUGUUGUUGUGCAAAGCAAAGGAAAGGAUUCUUGCCUAUUCAAAUCCAAAGAAGAUGAAAUCCAAAAGCUUGAACCUUUGUUGAGACAAAUUCCACCACUCCCGUUCCCACAAAAAUUCAAGAAAGCCAAGGUGGAAGAAAGAAGGGCAAGGUUCUUGAGCUUGAUCAAGCAAUUGGACAUUUCUAUUCCUUUGCUUGAUGCCAUCACCGAAAUCCCCUCUUAUGCAAGAUUUUUGAAGGAGAUUCUAUCCAACAAGAGGAGAUUUGAAGACCGUGAAACCGUUGCGGUCAAUGAAGAGUGUAGUGCCCUUAUCCAAAAUAAGCUUCCACCGAAACUUAGAGACCCCGGGAGCUUCUCUAUUCCAUGUGUUAUUGGAGGGUCUCUUGUGCAAAGAGCUCUGUGUGACUUGGGAGCUAGUGUGAGCUUGAUGCCAUAUUCUUUAUGUAAAAAGUUGCAACUUGGGGAGCCCAAACCCACCGCCAUGACUUUGCAACUAGCGGAUAGAUCCGUAAAACACCCCGUGGGAGUUCUUGAAGAUGUGCCGGUAAAGAUUGACAAAUAUUACAUCCCGGGUGAUUUUGUGGUUCUAGAAAUGGAGGAAGAUGCUAAAGUUCCUAUCAUUCUUGGGAGGCCAUUUUUGGCAACCUCCGGGGCGGUAAUUGAUGUUAAAAAGGGGACUUUGGUGCUUGAAAUUGGGGAUGACAAAGUUGAGUUUUAG